Messenger RNA from Anas platyrhynchos (mallard), 7828 nucleotides. The record is from RefSeq and is a predicted model, not a curated record. Lineage: Eukaryota; Metazoa; Chordata; Aves; Anseriformes; Anatidae.
AUGUCAUCUUAAACAUUCAGCAAAGAAACAGGGGGGAUGUUUUUUUUUGUGAAAGGCACAAUAAGAAUAACUAUUUUGUGUUUCUGUUAGUGCCUUUCCUCACAUAGUAGAGCCUUCUAAUAGCACCAGAAUCGCCAUAUAUCUCAGUUCUGUUGUUUCACGGCAAAGGUGCUAGUUCGGGAGCAGGCAGAUGACACGAUGAUGUUUCUUCACCGAGUUUGGCACGUGCAAAUGUUUUCAAGAUUGUUCUGGUAUUUGUUAACUUUUCUGCUUGCAGAACAACCUUGUGUUUAUGCAAGAUUUCUGCCAACUUCAGCAAAAAGCCAUUUGGAUGUAUUUAUAGACUGCCAUUUCUGUAUUCCGGUUAAGUUCUUGCCUCCUCCUUUGAGGAACUCUGAAUGAAGCAAGUGAAUAUUUGGGAAAUAUCAGAAGACCCUUCUCCUUAAAGAGCAGACCUACUGGAAAAGGAGGGAAAAGGAUUCAAGUCUGUCUCUGGAAUAUUUCUUGAGAGUAACAUUUGAAGCGAUUUCCCAUGUUUGAAGAGAUGGUGGUUUGUUUUCUGAAGUCAUGAUACAGAAUUGCUGGAUUUUAGAAGUCGGUCACUUCUGCAUGUGCUGUGGAACAGAAAGGUCAGAGUAGAAAAUACUAUCCUCCUGUUCUGUCCAAGCCAUGGAAAUUACUAUCCUGUAAUCAUCCAAGGCCCGUGAGAACUAAGACCCUGCUCCACCGAUCCUGCAUCAAAGCGACACCUUGGCCCCAUGAGAACAGCCACUCCAGCCCAUUGUCAGGUGCUGGAUUCUGGCUGCUCCUGCACGUAGUGGGCUCAGGCUCCUCCACGGUGUUGGGCAUCUGUACAUGGAGUUCCUCUUCCUCUGUGCUAUUGUUUCCACUGUAGGCUGUCAGCAUAAGCUGCUAGAGACCUUUCUAAUCACGUAGACUCUAAGCACUUGGUUUUAUCUGUAUGUGUGUCCAGUUAAAGAUUGUCACCAGAAUCUCUACAACCCUCUGGUCUCCCCACCCCAGUGUACUACAGAAAUUGUGAAGCUGUUGGCUAGCAAAUGUGUUUUUGUUAGGCUCUCAAGAUUUCAGUAAGGGUGUUGAUAAAUUUUUGGCUCCACAUAUAAUGUAAUUUUUGCCCGUAAAAAAAUUUUACGUGAUGACACUGGAAAAACAAGAUGUGUUUUAUAAACACACCGGGAGUCUUUGCUGAUGGUUUUCAUAAGUGUGCUGUGUCAAGUUCAGUCUGAAAGGUUUUGUGAGAAAUUACUGAAGAAUUUUUGCAGGAAUUGCUUGUUUAAUAUCUGUGCAGAAUGUCUACUGUGUCACAAGAAAAUUAGGGGAGGAGUUUGCAAGGGCAACGCUCAGAAAGGUGGGAGUUGAAUAAUAGUAUAUGCAAUUUGGAGUAGAGGAAACAGCAAGUCUUUUGCAGAGGACAUCUUUAAUUUCUAAAACGUGGAAAUGACACUGCUGCACCUCACCACAGGGUUUCUGCUGUGGAUGUGUUGUGCUACACAUAAAGCUUCUGCAGGAGCAGCAUGUGAAGACCCACCUCUCAUUGAGUUUGGCAAAAUUGUUAGUGGCAUUAAAUCCGAAUAUGAGGAAAAUGACAGAGUGCAAUACACAUGCGACCCUGGAUAUGCUUUAUCAGGAUCAGAAUGGGUAACAUGCCAUGGAAAAGUCUGGAUGCCUGGACCACCUCAGUGUUUGGAAAGACCAUGUGGAAGUAUUCCAGCAGUGGCCAAUGCUGCAUUUGAAGGCAGGAGCAAGGAGAAGUAUGAGCCUGGUGAAACAGUUCGCUACCAGUGUCAUGAAGGAUUUCAGGUCACUGGUCCCCCUGAAAUUUUUUGCAGAAGGGGAACUUGGUCAACACCACCAAUCUGUGAAGAGAAGGAUAGAAAAUGUGGCCCACCUCCAGAUAUUGAAUACGGAGACAUCCUUUCCUUCCCAUUACCAGAAUAUGACCAUGGUAAAACUGUGAAAUACAAAUGCCCAAGUUUCUACAUCCUGGAAGGACCUGAGCAAAUCACCUGCAUUAAUGGGCUUUGGACAAAUCCCCCAGUUUGCUUGGCGGCUUGUACGGCCUCUGAAGAAGAUAUGGACAGAAACAAUAUUGAGCUGAGAUGGAGAGGAGAAAGAAAGCUGUACUCAACAUCAGGCGAUUUUGUUGAAUUUGAUUGUAAAAUAGGACAUGUGCAGGACCCAGCAUCUUCCCCCUUCAGAGUGCAGUGCAUGGAUGGGACAUUAGAAUACCCACGGUGCAAGCCAGGAAGGGAAGGUGGAAAAUGCGGCCCACCUCCAGAUAUUGAAAACGGAGACAUCCUUUCCUUCCAGUUGAAACAAUACCCCCAAGGUGCAAUGCUGAAAUACAAAUGUGCAAGUUUCUACAUCCUGAAAGGACCUGAGCAAAUCACCUGCAUUGACGGGCAGUGGACAAAUCCCCCAGUUUGCUUGGCGGCAUGUACGACGUCUGAAGAAGAUAUGGACAGAAACAACAUUGAGCUGACAUGGAGUGGAGAAAGAAAGCUGUAUUUAAAAUCGGGCGAUAUUGUUGAAUUUGAUUGUAAAAUAGGAUACGUGCAGGACCCAGCAUCUUCCCCCUUCAGAGUGCAGUGCAUGGACGGGACAUUGGAAUACCCACAGUGCAAGCCAGGAAAUGUGACGUGUGAACCUCCUCCAGAAAUUGCUGGUGGAAAAGUUCAAGGUGUUAAAAAGCCAAGGUAUUUGCCUGGGGAGACAGCUCACUAUCAGUGCUGGCAAGGUUUUCAGAUGACGGGGGCUUCCACCGUAACAUGUAAGAAUGGGACCUGGACAGAGCGGCCCCAGUGCAAAGGGAAGAGUAGAAAAUGUGGCCCACCUCCAGAUAUUGAAAACGGAGACAUCCUUUCCUUCCCAUUACCAGAAUAUGACCAGGGUCAGACUGUGAAAUACAAAUGCCCAAGUUUCUACAUCCUGAAAGGACCUGAACAAAUCACCUGCACUGACGGGCAGUGGACAAAUCCCCCAGUUUGCUUGGCGGCUUGUACGGCCUCUGAAGAAGAUAUGGACAGAAACAAUAUUGAGCAGAGAUGGAGAGAAGAAAGAAAGCUGUACUCAACAUCAGGCGAUUUUAUUGAAUUUGAUUGUAAAAUAGGACAUGUGCAGGACCCAGCAUCUUCCCCCUUCAGAGUGCAGUGCAUGGACGGGACAUUAGAAUACCCACGGUGCAAGCCAGGAAAAAUUCUAUGCUCUCCUCCAAGAGUUCCCAAUGGGAACUUUAGACCUCAAGAAGACAGCUACAGAGAAGGGGCUACGAUCACAAUAGACUGUAAUCCUGGAUAUCAUUUGAGAACACUGCCUGGCAAAAAUACAGCUCAAUGCACCAGCAGAGGCUGGGUGCCUGCUCCAGAUUGUGUUGAGAAACCCUGUGACUACCCAGUGAUAGAAAAUGGCAAGAUAAGUGAAAGAAUGGCACACUCUUACUUUCCAAUGAGGAUUGGACAGUAUGUUGAUUACCACUGUCGUAAUGGCUACUUAGCCCCAAAUGGAGGAAGAGUCGUUCGAAUUUACUGUUCAAAAGGGGGCUGGAAUCCAGAGCCAAAAUGCCUCAAAACAUGCUUUGUAACACACCUGGAAAACGGUUAUUUCAGAUAUAAUCGUUAUACUUACACGGAAGGUGAAAGAAUUCAAUAUGUCUGCAACCAAGACUAUCGUACUGAAAGUGCAGGUGGUGAAGUUACAUGCACAAAGAAUGGCUGGUCACCUUUCCCAAGAUGUAUCCGUAAGAUGGUUUGUACGGCCUCUGAAGAAGAUAUGGACAGAAACAAUAUAGAGCUGAUAUGGAGAGGAGAAAGAAAGCUAUACUCAACAUCAGGCGGUUUUACUGAAUUUGAUUGUAAAAUAGGAUACGUGCAGGACCCAGCAUCUUCCCCCUUCAGAGUGCAGUGCAUGGACGGAACAUUAGAAUACCCACGGUGCAAGCCAGGAAAUGUGACGUGUGAACCUCCUCCAGAAAUUGCUGGUGGAAAAGUUCAAGGUGUUAAAAAGCCAAGGUAUUUGCCUGGGGAGACAGCUCACUAUCAGUGCUGGCAAGGUUUUCAGAUGACGGGGGCUUCCACAGUAACAUGCCAGAAUGGGACCUGGACAGGGCGGCCCCAGUGCAAAGUUAUUGGUCUUCCAGGGGAAGGUGGAAAAUGCGGCCCACCUCCAGAUAUUGAAAAUGGAGACAUCCUUUCCUUCCAGUUGAAACAAUACCCCCAAGGUGCAAUGCUGAAAUACAAAUGUGCAAGUUUCUACAUCCUGAAAGGACCUGAGCAAAUCACCUGCACUGACGGGCAGUGGACAAAUCCCCCAGUUUGCUUGGCGGCUUGUACGGCCUCCGAAGAAGAUAUGGACAGAAACAAUAUUGAGCUGAGAUGGAGAGGAGAAAGAAAGCUGUACUCGACAUCAGGCGAUUUUAUUGAAUUUGAUUGUAAAAUAGGAUACGUGCAGGACCCAGCAUCUUCCCCCUUCAGAGUGCAGUGCAUGGACGGGACAUUAGAAUACCCACGGUGCAAGCCAGGAAUUAUUGGUCUUCCAGGGGAAGGUGGAAAAUGCGGCCCACCUCCAGAUAUUGAAAAUGGAGACAUCCUUUCCUUCCAGUUGAAACAAUACCCCCAAGGUGUAACGCUGAAAUACAAAUGUGCAAGUUUCUACAUCCUGAAAGGACCUGAGCAAAUCACCUGCAUUGAUGGGCAGUGGACAAAUCCCCCAGUUUGCUUGGCGGCUUGUACGGCUUCUGAAGACGAUAUGGACAGAAACAACAUUGAGCUGAGAUGGAGAGGAGAAAGAAAGCUGUACUCAACAUCAGGCGAUUUUGUUGAAUUUGAUUGUAAAAUAGGAUACGUGCAGGACCCAGCAUCUUCCCCCUUCAGAGUGCAGUGCAUGGAUGGGACAUUAGAAUACCCACGGUGCAAGCCAGGAAGGGAAGGUGGAAAAUGCGGCCCACCUCCAGAUAUUGAAAACGGAGACAUCCUUUCCUUCCAGUUGAAACAAUACCCUGAAGGUGCAACGCUGAAAUACAAAUGUGCAAGUUUCUACAUCCUGAAAGGACCUGAGCAAAUCACCUGCAUUGAUGGGCAGUGGACAAAUCCCCCAGUUUGCUUGGCCGCUUGUACGACAUCUGAAGAAGAUAUGGACAGAAACAACAUUGAGCUGAAAUGGAGUGGAGAAAGAAAGACGUAUUUAAAAUCAGGCGAUUUUGUUGAAUUUGAUUGUAAAAUAGGAUACGUGCAGGACCCAGCAUCUUCCCCCUUCAGAGUGCAGUGCAUGGAUGGGACAUUAGAAUACCCACGGUGCAAGCCAGGAAAAAUUCUAUGCUCUCCUCCAAGAGUUCCCAAUGGGAACUUUAGACCUCAAGAAGACAGCUACAGAGAAGGGGCUACGAUCACAAUAGACUGUAAUCCUGGAUAUCAUUUGAGAACACUGCCUGGCAAAAAUACAGCUCAAUGCACCAGCAGAGGCUGGGUGCCUGCUCCAGAUUGUGUUGAGAAACCCUGUGACUACCCAGUGAUAGAAAAUGGCAAGAUAAGUGAAAGAAUGGCACACUCUUACUUUCCAAUGAGGAUUGGACAGUAUGUUGAUUACCACUGUCGUAAUGGCUACUUAGCCCCAAAUGGAGGAAGAGUCGUUCGAAUUUACUGUUCAAAAGGGGGCUGGAAUCCAGAGCCAAAAUGCCUCAAAACAUGCUUUGUAACACACCUGGAAAACGGUUAUUUCAGAUAUAAUCGUUAUACUUACACGGAAGGUGAAAGAAUUCAAUAUGUCUGCAACCAAGACUAUCGUACUGAAAGUGCAGGUGGUGAAGUUACAUGCACAAAGAAUGGCUGGUCACCUUUCCCAAGAUGUAUCCGUAAGAAUGUGACGUGUGAACCUCCUCCAGAAAUUGCUGGUGGAAAAGUUCAAGGUGUUAAAAAGCCAAGGUAUUUGCCUGGGGAGACAGCUCACUAUCAGUGCUGGCAAGGUUUUCAGAUGACGGGGGCUUCCACAGUAACAUGCCAGAAUGGGACCUGGACAGAGCAGCCCCAGUGCAAAGGGGAAGGUGGAAAAUGCGGCCCACCUCCAGAUAUUGAAAAUGGAGACAUCCUUUCUUUCCAGUUGAAACAAUACCCUGAAGGUGCAACGCUGAAAUACAAAUGUGCAAGUUUCUACAUCCUGAAAGGACCUGAGCAAAUCACCUGCAUUGAUGGGCAGUGGACAAAUCCCCCAGUUUGCUUGGCGGCAUGUACGACAUCUGAAGAAGAUAUGGACAGAAACAACAUUGAGCUGAAAUGGAGUGGAGAAAGAAAGUUGUAUUUAAAAUCAGGCGAUUUUGUUGAAUUUGAUUGUAAAAUAGGAUACGUGCAGGACCCAGCAUCUUCCCCCUUCAGAGUGCAGUGCAUGGACGGGACAUUAGAAUACCCACGGUGCAAGCCAGGAAAGGACUGUACAGUGCUUGAGACAGCUAUGGAGAGCAACAAUAUUAAACUAAGACAGCCAAGGAGAAGAUCUUACACGUAUCGUUCUGAGGAGUAUAUUUUGUUUACAUGCAAGGAUUCCUAUCAUGAAGUUUCGAACCCAGAGGAUUUUAAUGCCCAGUGUCAGGACGGAGUGAUAAACUACCCCCGAUGUGAAAAUGUGACGUGUGAACCUCCUCCAGAAAUUGCUGGUGGAAAAGUUCAAGGUGUUAAAAAGCCAAGGUAUUUGCCUGGGGAGACAGCUCACUAUCAGUGCUGGCAAGGUUUUCAGAUGACAGGGGCUUCCACCGUAACAUGUCAGAAUGGGACCUGGACAGAGCAGCCCCAGUGCAAAGCAUUUUGUACGACAUCAAAAGAAGAUAUGAACAGAAACAACAUCGAGCUGAAAUGGGUUGUACAAAGAAAUCUGUCCAUAAAAUCAGGAAAUUUUAUUGAAUUUGAUUGUAAAAUUGGAUAUGUGCAGGACCCAGCAUCUUCCCCCUUCAGAGUGCAGUGCAUGGACGGGACAUUAGAAUACCCACGGUGCAAGCCAGGAAGGAACUGUAUAUUGAGUGAGACGGCUAUGGAGAGGAACAAUAUUAAACUAAGAUGGUCAAGGAAAAGAUCUAACGUAUAUCGCUCUAAGGAGACUAUUUUAUUUAAAUGCAAUUCUCCCUACCGGGAAGUCUCAAACCCAGAGGAUUUUGAGGCACAGUGCCAGGAUGGAGUGAUAAACUACCCCCGAUGUGGAUCGUAUUUUGGAUAAAUGGAAAAGGCAUGAAGGAGCCCAGCUGGAGAAAUGAAAGAUCCUUUGACCAACCCAGUGAUUUGAGCUCAAUUUUCCCUGGAGUUUGCUGUUUCAUUGUGCUGUGUUUGCAGCUUAGCCAAUGUUCUGUGUUGGAAUUUGCCUUUCUUUUUUCCCUUUGAAUUGUUGGAUGAUUGCUUUGACAUGUUACCAUUUUUGUAAAAGUAUUUACAUUUUAUCCAUUCAAAUGACUGUACUUCUUACUUUUUUUCUAUAUUGAUCUCAGUGUUAUUUUAUUAACAUUUGCUUCCUGAAGUAGGCUGGCUUUGGUGGCAUACUGAGACAUCAAUUAAAUUGUGCAGCUAAUUUGCUUAUCAGCAAGUAGUGUGUAUGCGUGUGUGGUCAUGUUUGCUCUAGCUUCUUCUCCAUGUGCUUGCCUGGAAUUUCGUCAAGGGUCAUGGCAACAAAGAAGUCUCUAGUGAUGUGGUCACUCAUUGAGACCUCCUGCUGAUAUUUUGCUGUGGCAGUGCCUUUGGUUAUGUAAUACUGGGGAUUUGACACUCUUAAUUGAAAGCCCCCUUGCGGCCCACAUCAUGGGGCCACAUUUCAAAGAAAGGAUUUUCAUUCUUUGAAA